AUGUGGGUGAAUUUCAGCAGCAAAUACGUGGCUCAGUUAAAGAACAUCACAUGGAGAAAGCUGUUGAAGUCCCUCAAAUCAGGGCCCUCCCCAUUAACUUUCAAUGUGGAGACAGCGCACCCGAGCAUUUUUAUCUCCAGAGACAACACGGACGGGGUCGUCUCACACAACAAGCGCUUCCUCCAGUGUGUUAAUGUCCUCCAAUCAGGCCAACACUGCUGGGAGGUGGAAGUUGGUCCCGAGCCCAAGUGGGAUCUGGGCUAAACCUCUGGAUGCGUCGACAGGCACGCUCGGAUCAAGCUGAGCCCCAAAAAUGGCUACUGUACCCUGCGGCUAUGAAACAAUAGCAAGUAGUCAGCGAACACUCAUCCCUGGACAAGACUAAAGCUCAACUCAUUGCCUCAGAGAAUUGGAGUCUUCGAUUGUAAGGAGAGGAGGAUGUCCUUCUCCAAUGCUGAUGAUACGAGCCUGCUCUAUCUCACCAACGGGCCAAGAGGCCAAGUGUACCCCUUGUAUCAAUGA
Messenger RNA from Dunckerocampus dactyliophorus (ringed pipefish), 522 nucleotides. RefSeq names its product tripartite motif containing 105 (gene trim105). Gene Ontology annotation, molecular function: protein binding. The record is from RefSeq and is a predicted model, not a curated record. NCBI's taxonomy places the organism in Eukaryota, Metazoa, Chordata, Actinopteri, Syngnathiformes, Syngnathidae.